Molecule: messenger RNA, 1947 nt
Organism: Ylistrum balloti
Lineage: Eukaryota; Metazoa; Mollusca; Bivalvia; Pectinida; Pectinidae
Product: E3 SUMO-protein ligase ZBED1-like
Exons: 4
Coding region: 1-1947 (648 amino acids)
Molecular function (GO): protein dimerization activity
Source: RefSeq, a predicted model, not a curated record
AUGGCAAUUGUGACUAUUCCCGACAGCAGUGCUCACUGUGAGAGUGUGUUCAGCACGGCGCGGAAAAACAGAAUAGACCAGAGAAGUGCACUGUCAGAUUCUACACUAGAAUCACUUCAAGUUCUGAAGGCAAGACCUGUUGAUUUAGAGGCCAAACUAAAAAAAGGCUUUAAUAGGGAAACACUCAAAAGACUGAAAUCUGCUUAUUAUGUGUCUAAAUCUAGUCACAACAAAAGUAAAAAGGUUGCAGCACGUUAUGGUAAUACCAGCAAUCUCACGGGACAUAUCGAAACUUCGCAUAAAACCGAAGCAGUACAGCUGAAAAAAGCUCUCGAAGAGAAGGCAUCGCUGAAGCGUAAAUUGAAGGAUGAAGCAGUCCCCAGCGAAUCCCCAGGAACAUCAAGUAAACAAACAAAAAUGGUGCCUUUCCUACAGGACAAAAAGUGGGGCUCUCAGGACAAGAGACAGAGAGAUUGUAAUAAAAAAUUAACUGAAAUGAUAUGCAUUGACCUUCAGCCUGUCAGCAUCGCAUAUAUGGAGCAAUCGUCAGUGAUAAAAUCAAAACUGAAGGAUUGUGUGUCCUUGGGCAUUACUCUAGAUCAUUGGACCUCAGUAGCACAAGAUGCCUACAUGGCAGUGACCGCUCACUUCUUAUCAGAUAACUUCACCAUCAGUGACUACUGCUUAAAUGUUGCACAUAUGCCUGAAUCACACACAGCAGUGAACAUAUCUGAAGCUCUACUUUCCUGCCUCGACGUAUGGAUCCCAGAUUAUAACGAAAGGACAUUGAAGAUCUAUGUUGUGACAGAUAAUGCAUCAAAUGUGCAAGCAGCUAUGAGACAACUUCCAUCUUCUAAGUUCGUUCCUCUCAAUUGCUUUGCUCAUACAUUACAACUUGCUGUGAACGAUGCAGUCAAGAAAUUCUUUGGGCUUGAAAAAGUAAUUGCGAAGGCUAAAGUUAUCACUAAACAUUUUCAUGCAAGCGCAAAGGAUACACACAGCCUUGCUGAGAAGCAGAAAUCAUUGGGUGUGCCUGUGCAUCGUCUGAAGAGUGAAUGCCCAACAAGGUGGAAUUCAUUGUAUUAUUUACUGGAGAGACUAGUCGAGCAAAGAGAAUCAGUAACCGCUGUAUUAGCUACGAACGAUAAGAUAAAUGAUCUUAAAAAAUCUGAGUGGAAGAUCGCUGCAAGUUAUGUAAGUGCCCUGAAACCAUUUGAGGAUGCAACAAACAUGAUGUCUGCGUCUAGAUAUGCUACAAGCUCAAUGAUAAUCCCAGUCCUGCACGUUUUGAAUGAGCAGAUGAAAGACGUUGAAAUGAAUGACUUUGGAAAGCAGAUACAUGCCAACAUCAAUGCCAGAUGGCCUGAAUAUGAGAUGAAGCUUGAGUUUGCAAUACCCACAUACCUCGAUCCCAGGUUCAAGAAUUAUGGGUUCAAUGAUGACACAGCCAGAGACCGGACAGCAAAAGAAAUAGUGCAGCUGAUGUUAGACAAUGCUAAGAAUCCUCAAGUUAUCGAAACUCCGAGUGCAUGUGAAUCUGACAUCAAAAAGCAGUCUGCUAGUGCGACUGAGUCAUCAGAGACUGCUACGACGUCAAAGAAGACUGUGUGGGAAAUAUUCAAGAAAAUGGUAGAUAAGAAGAAGCAGACUGCUUCUGAGCACUCAACUGAUAAUCUACGGGAAAAGAUGGAACAUGAACUUCAGUUGUUUUGUAGUGAGGAACUUUUGGAACCUGAGAAAUCUCCAUUCGACUGGUGGAAAACAAACAAGACUAGGUACUCAAACCUUGCAAAGUUGGCACAGGUUUUUCUUUCGAUACCAGCCACCUCUGUUCCUAGCGAGCGCAUGUUCAGCAAAUCUGGUCUCAUCAUCUCCAAUCGAAGAUCCUGUCUUGAGCCAUUUUUUGCUGAGCAACUUACCUUUCUCGGACAUAACCUGCGACAGUGA